GGGAUCAAGCCAGGAUUGAGUGACACUUCAGCCUAUCACGUCCCAGCGGCGUGAGCUUCUCCACCAAUGAGCGCGCGCCUGGAGAUGCGGCUCAAGUCCCAGCCCCGCCUCGCACAUGAACGUGUUAUCUUGGGAAAAUGUAAAGAUACCUGUGGGGGCCUAGCCCUCCGCCGUCCUGCGAAGCAAGCGACUAGCCUUGGAGCUGCCCCAGCACGGGGACAGUGGAACUCAGUAGAACUUUCCUCCCAAGGAGGCGGGGCCGAGGUCAGAGGUCGGGAACAGGCUAGCCACCUAACCCCCCCCCCCCACCCCCGGCCAGUCUUACUAUGGGUGGUGAAUGUGAGAGUGACGCGGGCCCCGCCCUCUCGCGAGACCACCCCCAAGCACGUGACCGCGGCGCGCGGACUUCCGGGCCGCCCCUCUCGGCUUCUACGGUCUUCGGUGCCGGCCUCAAGAUGGCCGCCUUCGGGCGUCUCCGGCGCUGUUGAAUGGUGAAAGCUUUAUUGUUCCCUUCGGGCAGGAGUGUUCGUGUCCUCUACGGCGCUGUCAAUAAAGAACCGCAGUUUGAAUCGGUGCUGAGCAGGCUGAUCCUCACUGAGUGGACUCUGGAAGGAGAGUGGAAGAGAAGACCUGGAGGCCAAGCUGGCUUCAUGGAGCUCCCCAACUAUAGCCAGCAGCUGCUGCUACAGCUAUACACACUGUGCAAGGAGCAGCAGUUCUGUGACUGUACUAUCUCUAUAGGAACCAUCUACUUCAGGGCUCACAAGCUAGUCCUGGCUGCUGCUAGCCUCCUCUUCAAAACCCUCCUGGACAACACAGAUACCAUCUCCAUCGAUGCCUCUGUGGUGAGCCCUGAGGAGUUUGCCCUCUUGCUUGAAAUGAUGUACACUGGCAAACUACCAGUGGGCAAGCACAACUUCUCCAAAAUCAUCUCUUUAGCAGAUAGCCUGCAGAUGUUUGAUGUGGCUGUUAGCUGUAAAAAUCUCCUGACCAGCCUUGUAAACUGCUCUGUCCAGGGGCCAGUGGUAAGGGAUGUCUUGGUGCCAUCCUCAGAGAUUUGCAGGAAGGAAGCUGCAAAGCCUCAAGUAGAAGUCCUUUCUUCUGAAGGUGCCAGGGAGACUCCUUCUUCUUUGGAGGGGUUUAACACUUCAGGGAGCACUGGGAAAGCAGAAAGCCAGGAAGCCAUCCCGGUAGUUCCACGGGAAACGAGUGCAGAUUCUUCCACUGCCAAGGAAGUUCAGGGGAACACAGAGAUGCCAGUGGAGACUCCUCUUCUGCCUAAAGUUUGUCCUCCCUCCCCUGUGGAACAAACCUUUAGUGAAGCAAAAAGGGCAAGCACAGAACCAGAGUGUGAGGGGAAACAAUUCCAGUUGAAUUUUCUCCUAGAAAAUGAGAAUGUCUUUUCAGAUGCACUCUUGGUUACCCAGGAUAUUUUGAAGAAACUGGAAGAAUGCUCAGAAAUUAAAGGCCCACAGAAGGAGAUCAUUGCAGAAUGCUUCAAGGGUGAAGGGGGUUGUCCAGCAUUCCAGAGGCUCCUGGACAAAGUUCAAGAUGAGAGUCUGGAUGUACAGUCUGCUUUGUGUCUGCUGAGGCUGUGCCAGAAUGCUGCUUCAGUGGCCAAAUCCGCUCUGUUAACCUCAGACCCAGAAGGUGUGGCACCAGUGCAGCCAGAAGGGAGCACAGAGGAGGGAAAGACCUUGUCUGUUCUGUUACUGGAACACAAAGAGGACUUGAUACAGAGUAUAACACAGUUGAGACCUAUUGUGGAGUUCCUGGAAACAGCCAAGGAGGAAUUCCUGCCUGGCUCCCAGAAAAGGAUGAUUCUGAAUUCCUGCAAGUGCAAAACACCCAAGGAGGCUAUAGAAAAUUGGUUGCACACAAUGACUAAAGAGAAGACACUGACCGCGGAGAGUUUGGUGAAAGUCCUCCAGGCUGUAAAGACAACCUUGCCAAACUUGGGCCUUCUGCUGGAAAAUUUGCAGAAAUUAGCUCCGCUGCCCAGUGUCCCAGUCCAACCAAGCCCUGAAGACUAUGGGACUGAGCUACUGAGACACUAUCAUGAAAACCUCUCUGAGAUUUUCACAGACAACCAGGCACUGCUGAAGGUCAUCUCACAGGUGAAGAGUUUGGCCCCUGGAGAAAGAGAGGUCAUGGAGAAGCUCGUGGAACGGGACUCUGAUUCUGGUGGUUUCAGUUCACUGAUGUCAGCAGCUCUAGAAAAAGAGACACUCUCAGCAACAGCCAUUUGGCAACUAUUGCUAGCAGCUCGGGAGACAAAGACUUGCCCUUUGAACUUGCUCCUGGAACAAAUAGGAAGAGAGCCUGGUGCCCAUGCUUUCUUCCAGGCAGUGACCGCCCCUGAAAGUGCUGCCUUAGAAGCCAUCCUGAGGCACCGCAAGUUGAUCACAGAGGCCAUCCAGCAGAGGCCUGUGCUCCAGCACUUUUCCUCAGAUGAGAAGCGCCUGGUGGAGACUCUGAAAGAGAUUCUGAGCAUUUCCUCUGAGACAGCCAGCCCUGAAGCUUCCCUGAGAGCAGUGCUGAGCAGAGCUAUGGAAAAGUCAGUCUCAGCCAUGGAAGUCUGUCACCUCCUGUGCAGUGUCCACAGAUCUUUCCCUGGCCUACAGCCUGUCAUGCAGGAGCUGGCAUGCAUUGGCUUCCUUGCUAAGGAAAAGGGUGAGAAGGAAAUGUGGAAGCUGAGUGAUAAAUUUUACCAUGAAGCAAGCAACAAAGAAAAUGAGAAGACAGCUGAGGUGACUAGAGAAGGCUGCCAGCCCAUAGAACAAAAGGGAAAGGAGGAGACUGGUCCCCUGCCAGAGCAACAAGAAAAGGACACUUCUGCCUCCCCAGACUCUGCCAAGAAGAGCUUUGUCUGUAAGGCCUGUGACAAGAGCUUCCAUUUCUACUGCCGCCUUAAGGUACACAUGAAGCGUUGCCGGGUGGCCAAGAGCAAGCAGGUGCAGUGCAAGGACUGCACUGAGACCAAGGACUCAAAGAAGGAGCUGGAGAAACAUCAGCUGGAGGCCCACGGUACGGGCGGAGAGCCUGAAAUCCCCAAGAAGAAGAAGAAGAGGCUUCCCGUGACCUGUGACCUCUGUGGAAGAGAGUUUGCCCACGCCUCAGGCAUGCAGUACCACAAGCUGACGGAGCACUUUGAUGAGAAACCAUUCUCCUGUGAGGAAUGUGGGGCAAAGUUUGCAGCCAACUCUACCCUGAAGAACCACCUCCGCCUGCACACUGGGGACCGCCCGUUCAUGUGCAAGCACUGCCUCAUGACUUUCACACAGGCCUCAGCCCUGGCUUACCACACCAAGAAGAAGCACUCUGAAGGGAAAAUGUACGCAUGCCAGUAUUGUGACGCUGUGUUCGCGCAGUCCAUUGAGCUGUCCCGCCACGUGAGGACCCACACUGGAGACAAGCCAUACGUCUGCAGGGACUGUGGCAAGGGCUUCCGGCAAGCCAAUGGCCUCUCUAUCCACCUGCACACCUUCCACAACAUAGAAGAUCCUUACGACUGCAAGAAAUGUAGGAUGAGUUUCCCCACUCUGCAGGAUCACCGGAAGCACAUCCAUGAGGUGCACUCCAAAGAGUACCACCCCUGCCCCACAUGUGGAAAGAUCUUCAGUGCCCCUUCCAUGCUGGAGCGGCACAUGGUCACCCACGUGGGAGGAAAGCCCUUCAGCUGCGGGAUCUGCAACAAGGCCUACCAGCAAUUGUCUGGUCUGUGGUACCACAACCGGACCCACCACCCGGACGUGUUUGCUGCUCAGAACCAUCGCUCAUCCAAGUUCUCUUCACUCCAGUGCAGCUCCUGUGACAAAACCUUCUCAAGCACAAUGGAACACAAGGCACACAUCAAAGCAGAGCAUGCAGAUUUGAAGUUCCACGAGUGUGACCAGUGUAAGGAGCUCUUCCCCACACCAGCUCUGCUCCAGGUGCAUGUCAAGUGCCAGCAUUCAGGGUCACAGCCAUUCAGGUGUUUGUACUGCACGGCCACAUUUCGCUUCCCCGGAGCCUUGCAGCACCACGUCACCAUGGAGCACUUUAAGCAGUCAGAGAGCACAUUUCCCUGCGAGCUCUGUGGUGAGCUCUUUACUUCCCAGGCUCAGCUUGACAGCCAUGUGGAGUCUGAGCACCCAAAGGUGAUGGGCAUGGAGGCCCAGGCAGCUGCCUCACAGAUGGUACAGGUGAUCCAGGCUCCAGAGCCGGCGGCCCCCACUGAGCAGGUGAUCACUUUGGAGGAGACCCAGCUUGCUGGCUCACAGGUGUUUGUGACAUUGCCCAAUUCACAGACCUCUCAAGCCAGCUCUGAGCUUGUGGCGGUGACUGUGGAGGAUUUGCUGGAUGGCACUGUCACUCUGAUCUGUGGUGAGGCCAAGUGAACGGUGGCUUACUGGUGGAGGGCACCUGCAUUGCACCAGAGAGAAAGCUCGGCUUAGUAUCAACUCCGGCAGUCUCACUUGGAAACAGGGUGGCCUCAUUCACGUAGAACCCCCAGUGUCUGAGCCAUGGACACCGGUACCACUGU
Messenger RNA from Perognathus longimembris pacificus (Pacific pocket mouse), 4525 nucleotides. RefSeq names its product zinc finger and BTB domain containing 40 (gene Zbtb40). The coding region runs from base 489 to 4379 and encodes 1296 amino acids. Gene Ontology annotation, molecular function: RNA polymerase II cis-regulatory region sequence-specific DNA binding; DNA-binding transcription factor activity, RNA polymerase II-specific; protein binding. The record is from RefSeq and is a predicted model, not a curated record. NCBI's taxonomy places the organism in Eukaryota, Metazoa, Chordata, Mammalia, Rodentia, Heteromyidae. Gene Ontology annotation, cellular component: nucleus. The transcript has 18 exons. Gene Ontology annotation, biological process: regulation of transcription by RNA polymerase II.